Messenger RNA from Psylliodes chrysocephalus, 882 nucleotides. Lineage: Eukaryota; Metazoa; Arthropoda; Insecta; Coleoptera; Chrysomelidae. The record is from the annotation of a GenBank genome assembly.
AUGAAUCAAAAUAAUCAGGAGAACUGUGUUCGUUGUAGAAACCCAGUAAAAGUAGCAAAAAGUGGAACUCAGUGCAAGAAAUGUGGAAUUAUCUCACAUAACAGUUGCCUGAACACCCGAAAAAAUGUAACAUUUUUUAAGGAUGGCACAGUCAUCUGUUGCAAAGAUAUAUCUGAAACAACCGAUAGUGAAAAAAUAAGCCUUAGUCAACCUGUUACUGCUGACGAAAAAACAUCCGAUAAAGAAAUACCCUAUAAUGGAGAAAGUUCCUCAAGCGCCAUAGAUAAAGUCACCAUAAAAUACCUUGAAGAGUUGAUCAAACAAAAGGAUCUAACAAUAAACAACCAAAAUAUAGCUAUACAAGCUCUGACUGAUCAGGUUUUACUACUUAAACGGGAAAUACAAUUUUCCACUGCUCUACCUCUUCAAGUAAUGGAAAACCAAGUGCCUAUCGCAGAUGAUCCAGGAAACUCAAGCAAACAUGUCUUCAAGAAUGAUUUCUCGGCAGCAUUACAUACCACGCACUCUCGUUUAAUAUGUCAAAAUGUAAUCGGUUUGGGUCAACAUCCCUCGGUCUCUGUGCGUAAACCAAACGAACGGAAUAUUUUAGUUGGCACGGGGCAAAACUCCACAAAUUGUCCAUUCAAAGCUGCUAAAAUUAACGAAAAUUCUGCUAAGUAUAGAUACUAUCACGCAACUAAAUUUGAUCCUGACACCAAUGGAGAUGAACUAAAUAAGUAUCUGAAAAACUACGCCCCUAAUCUGAAAGUUGAAAAACUGAACUCGCGAAGACCGGAUCUCUACGCCAUAUAUAUGGAAAGCCCCACGUUGGGCGCCAAUGACGCUUUGGGCUUAAGGAGGCUUAAGUGCAAUGGAGCUUAG